Oppia nitens is the source of this 718-nucleotide messenger RNA. RefSeq lists its product as uncharacterized. The transcript has 4 exons. The coding region runs from base 71 to 718 and encodes 215 amino acids. NCBI's taxonomy places the organism in Eukaryota, Metazoa, Arthropoda, Arachnida, Sarcoptiformes, Oppiidae. The record is from RefSeq and is a predicted model, not a curated record.
UAUAUUUAAUGCACACAUCAUCAUCAAAGUCAAAUGUAAAAAUUGUAAAUUAAGUAACCUUGAUAAUGUAAUGAAGCCAUUGACAAAAAUGAUCAGUGACAAAAAUACUAAAUGGCCAGAAAAURAAAAACAAAAACAAAGCUAUUGUCGUCAUAUGUAUGUGUCGGUACAAAAGGCCGAGAAUCACGUUCAACAAUGCUAUCGGRGAAUAUCGGCCUCACUGUUAAAGUUUUCAAUUGCAGGCAUCGAGAAAAUGAAUGUCAAGAUGUCGUGCAAAAGUGAUGCCGAAAUGAGCCGUUUCAUCGACCGAUCCAAAUGUGGUAAUAGUGCUAAACGACUGAUCACCCGAUGCUACUCAAAAUGGUUACAAGCGUUGGCACUCAUCCGAAAUGUGACUGAAGAUGAACACCGAUUGCAAGCCUUUUGCUGUUCAAUAAAGGAUUGGACUAAAUGUUCGCACGAUAUCUAUCGCAAUAUUAGCUCAAAAAUAUGCUCAAAGAAAGCUGUCGAAGGAUUUAAUAACUAUAUCCAACAGUCAACUAUAGAUCCAAUAAAUAUAAUAUUUUAUUGUAAGGAUCAUAUACCUAAAAAUUGCCAAAUUGUUAACAAAUUUAUACCAAAAAAUAGAGGCAAUAGAGGCAAAAGUGGUAGUAAUAGUAGACAAAAAUAUUCAACACAUUUUCCUACUGUUGUAGAUAUUACUCAUUCAAUACAUUAA